CUCACAGGCAAGCAAAGGUAAUACUUACACAGACAGAGCAUCCCUAAUCCAAAAAUAUGAAACCUGAAAUGCUGCAAAAUCUGAAACCUUUUGAGUGCCACAACUGGAAAAUUCCACAUCCGACCUUGUGUGACAGGGUGCAGUCAAAAGGCAGGGGCACUGAAAACUGCAUAUAGUUAGUUUCAGGCUGUGUGUGUGAGGUGUAGAUGAGAUGAAUUUUGUGUUUACACUUGGGUCCCACCCCGAGAUAUCUCAUUAUCUUCAGGCAACUAUUCCAAAACCCCAAAACCUCUGGGUUCCAAAAUACUUCUGAUCCCAAGCAUUUCAGAGAAGAGGAACUCAACCUGUGUGUCCUCCGAGUUAUAUUUCACAUAUAUAUAACAACAUGCAAACAUAUGUUAUUUUUAUCCUCUUACUACCCGAAUGUUAUUUAUAGGCCUCUAAUCUUUUGCAUUUCAGAACUAGAUGUAUGGUCUUUCAAUGUUGCUUUUAAACACAUAUUGACUUCCAUCUCAGGUCCUGAUUGAACACCCAUUGUAUGCCAGGCAGCAUCCCAGAGCAGAGCCUGUACUCUUGAAAAGAACAUCCCAAAACUGCUUUUGAAGUAGUUACUAUGCAGGGAUUUUUAAAACCAGAGAAAGGCAAGCUUUGAAGAGAGUCUCAUAGAGAGUGAUACUCAUCCCUCAGUACAGGAAAGAUCUUUGGCUCAAAAGUAAAAGAAUAUAGCUGUGAGCUACCGUUAGUGCCUGUCACAAUCCAUGCAAGUGUCCCUCUGCUCCUGCCCUUUUUAGAGGAGAAUCAAGCACAAACAUCGCAGUGGAAUUCGUCUUUAUACUGAUGCAAUGUGACACUCCGUCAUCCCACUGACAUUUAAAAUUUCUGUAGGAGCAAAGGCUUAGUGGCAGGUGUGGCACUGGGCAGGCCUGGAGUCCCAGGCUGCUGAGUCCGAGGGAGAGGCCCCAUUCUAGCCAGGCCCCAGAGUGUGGUAACCCACAGGAAGAAGGAAAUGAGACAGUGUGUGGUAAAGAAUUUUGCAGUGCCCCUAGAAACAGAUGGCCUUUGCCCCUGGGAAACAUUCUAGAAACCCAUGGAAUGUCUUAUCUUUGUUUGCCCGGGGGACCUCGGUCACCUACCUGCUCACCUGACCAUUUGCACCACACCACAGUGUGAUAGAGGGGAAAUCUUUGGGUCACAUUGGAUUCGCUCAGCUCCGGACAUGGGGAAAACAGAGCAGCCCCUUGGAUGUCAACCAUGCCUAUGUGAUGGACUCCCAGUAAGACUCCCAGACACCAAGGCUCCCCUGGCUGAUGACGCCCCAUGUGCCUUGUCACACAUUGUUGCUAGGAGGAGUGAACAGAACCCAUGGUUCCAUACAAGGAGGACGUUGGAAGCCCCCAGUUUGGACCAGCCUCAUCAAUCUCCCUGGGCUGACUGUCAUCUGUAGCCUUUCUCUGUAAUAAACCACAGCUGUGUGUAUACAGCUUUCGGCAAGUUCUGUCUGUCCUUUGACCGGACCUGAGCAUGGUUUAGGGAACGCUACCAGCUUGGAUUUACUGUGUCAUAAAGAAGGUGGCCUUGGGGACUGCAGCCGCUGAGCUCUUCAGGGAGGAGAAACGUUUUACACUCAUUUGGAGACUGACUCCUAGCAAUCAGACGUUGACACAGCAACAUGCUGGAGUCUGUAGUACUGAGUUUUGUGGGAUGGCAGCAAGUUUGGGUGAUUUUGCUCUGAUUUUGAUGUGUUUUAUCCAUCAAGUGCUAUUGCCCUGUAAAACCUGAAGCCAUUGUGCAAGUGUUGCCUUUUGGGUUUUAAUCAGCUGCAAGAGGCCCCUCCAUACUUGUCUUGGAGGAAACCAAACCAGGCUGGAAGGCUGGUUUCCUCACUGAAUUAAAGGAUCAGAGAAAAAAACAACAACAAAAAACAAAAACAAACAAACAAAAAGAAACAAGACAAAACAAAUGAAGGCCAGGCUCCAGUGAAGAAAAGUUCCCUUUGCUCUGUUCACUGUUGCCUGACCUUGAAUUGUGUGACUCACUUCCCCAUAGGGAACCAGUCCCCUGCACCCCCAUCCUGCCUCAGGUAGCAUUACCCUGCUUUAUCACAUUGCUUUGUGGGUGCAGGCUUCAGCACCACUACCCUCCCAUGUUCAUAAUCACCAGACUUGAUCGUGGAGUAGGAGGUCAGGGACAGGGUCGUCUAUCCUAAAAUAAAAUCAGCAUGCUGGAAUGCUCAGUGCUGAACCCAGAUUCAGGACUGCUUUCACGUGGGACAGGGAGCAAGAGGAGCAGAGGAAGGCAUCAGGUCCAUAGACUAACAGCGUGACAAAUGAACCACUGGGCUAGAGUGCACGGCCACGGAUAAAUGGACGGUUGCAGGGGUUCCAGAAUCUGGCAUACAACAGGACAGCUGGGGUCUGGGGUUGUAGAGCUGCAGAUUAAUGCCGACAUCAUGUAUCAGAGCACCAGUUGGAGUCUCAGUUGCUCUGCUUCUGAUCCAGCUCCCUGCUCAUGCACCUAGGAAAGCAGUGGAAGAUGGCCCAAGUGCUUGGGCCCCUGCUAUCCAAGUGGGAGACCUGGAUGGAGUUCCAGGCUCCUGGCUUCCACCUCGCCCAAACGUAGCUGCUGCAGCCAUUUAGGAAGUUAGCAAGCAAAAGGAAGAUAUCUUUGUCUCUAUUUCUCCUCUCCAUCAUUUCUGCCUUUCAAAUAAAUGAAUAUAUAUUUAAAAAGAAGAAUGCAUCCAUCUCCCAACUUCUACUCUCAGGCAUGCAUGUCUGCUGUGGGCGCUUGCCCUUCUGCCUUCAGCCAUGGGGUGAUGCAGCAAGAAGACCCUCACCAGAUGCUGGUCCCUUGACCAUGGACUUACCAACUUCCAGAACUGUAAAAAAUAAAUCUCUGUUCUUCAGACAUUACCCAGUCUCAGAUGUUCCAUUGCAGCAGCACAGAGUGGACUCAGACACACAGUGUUCCCCCGGUUCCUUUGUUGCCAUGCAAUUCACUUAUCCACAAGUUACAGUCACCUGAUAUAUUGUUGCUGUUGUUAUCUUGAACAAACCAUUUGUUCGUGUAUUUAUACUGCCUGUCUCCCCCAGCUUGAAUGAAUGUAAGAGGAAUUGGGUCUAUGAUGCCCACCUUUGCAGACUCAAAACCUAAAACAGUGCCUGGUACAAAGGGGUUCUCAGAAAAUGUUCUUCCUUGGGUAACUUGAUGCAUUAUCAAACAUUCAAACAGUGGAUAUAAAGUGAAGCCUCAGAGAUGUGUGUGCAAACCUGCAUGCACAUUGCCUAAUCCUUAGAGUGGGUGGAGCUUUCAAUAGGAACAGAAUGGGUUAUAAAUCCUCACUUAAUCUCCCUGCAGCACUCCAGCAACCAGCGCCUAGAAGACUUAAGGAAACCCUGAACCAGGAGUCAUGGCAGCCAAACCCAAGCUCUACUACUUUAAUGGCAGGGGCCGGAUGGAGUCGAUCCGCUGGCUGCUGGCUGCAGCAGGAGUGGAGUUUGAAGAAGAAUUUUUGGAAACAAGAGAAGAAUACGAAAAGUUGCAGAAGGAUGGGUGCCUGCUUUUCGGCCAAGUGCCUUUGGUUGAAAUUGAUGGGAUGAUGCUGACGCAGACCAGAGCUAUCCUCAGCUACCUUGCUGCCAAGUACAACUUGUAUGGGAAGGACCUGAAGGAGAGAGUCAGGAUUGACAUGUAUGCUGAUGGCACCCUGGACCUGAUGCUGAUGAUGGCUCUGACUGCCUUCAAACCGCCCGAGGAAAAACAGAAGAAUAUUGAUUUAAUCUUGAAUAAAGCCAAAACCCGUUACUUCCCUGUCUUUGAGAAGAUUUUGGGAGAUCAUGGAGAGGAUUUUCUCGUUGGCAACACGUUCAGCUGGGCAGACGUGCAACUGUUAGAAGCUAUUUUAAUGGUGGAAGAGCUCAAUGCUUCUGCUCUUACUGACUUCCCUCUGCUGCAGGCAUUUAAAACGAGAGUGAGCGGCAUUCCUACGGUGAAGAAGUUCCUGCAGCCUGGGAGUCAGAAGAAGCCGCCCCCAGACAGCCACUAUGUGGAAGUAGUCAGGAGAGUCCUAUCCAUGUAACAGCAGAGGUCCCCGGUGGCUGGAGCCUGAUCCGCUUGCACAGGCCACCGAGAGAGAACAGAAGCCAACUGUGGCAUCUAAGAAUAAAGCUCAUGGGAAGGAAAAACCAUGCAUAUAGCAAAUGCAGAUUAAAUGCAUAGAAAACCA
Molecule: messenger RNA, 4222 nt
Organism: Oryctolagus cuniculus (rabbit)
Lineage: Eukaryota; Metazoa; Chordata; Mammalia; Lagomorpha; Leporidae
Source: RefSeq, a predicted model, not a curated record